This is a messenger RNA of Ustilago hordei, 1659 nucleotides long. Its product is annotated as putative PGM2 - phosphoglucomutase. The record is from RefSeq and is a predicted model, not a curated record. Gene Ontology annotation, cellular component: cytosol. NCBI's taxonomy places the organism in Eukaryota, Fungi, Basidiomycota, Ustilaginomycetes, Ustilaginales, Ustilaginaceae. Gene Ontology annotation, biological process: carbohydrate metabolic process. Gene Ontology annotation, molecular function: magnesium ion binding; phosphoglucomutase activity. The transcript is spliced from 2 exons. The coding region runs from base 1 to 1659 and encodes 552 amino acids.
AUGUCUGUGGUCACCGUUCAAACCAAGCCCUUCGAGGGUCAGAAGCCCGGUACCUCGGGCCUUCGUAAGAGAGUCAAGGUCUUCUCGCAGCAGCACUACACUGAGAACUUUGUCCAAGCCAUUCUCUCUGCCAUCCCCACCGGUGCAGCCAACUCCACCCUUGUCGUUGGUGGUGACGGUCGAUACUUUUCCAAGCCCGCCAUUCAAGCCAUCAUCCGUCUCGCCGCCGGUAACGGAGUCUCCAAGCUGAUCAUCGGUCAAGAUGGUAUCCUUUCCACCCCUGCCGCUUCCCACGUCAUCCGCUCGUACAAGGCUACAGGCGGUAUCCUCCUUACCGCAUCCCACAACCCCGGUGGACCCGAAAACGAUUUCGGUAUCAAGUACAACAUGGAAAACGGUGGUCCCGCUCCGGAAUCCGUCACCAACAAGAUCUUCGAUAUCACCAAGACCAUCUCUGAAUACAAGAUCGUCGAAGGCCCCCAAGUCAACCUCUCCCAAAUCGGCGAAACCACCUUUGGCGAUUUGAAGAUUCAGAUCAUUGACAAUGUGAAGGACUACGUCGACUAUCUGGCUGAGAUCUUUGAUUUCGAGCUGAUCAAAAACUUCCUUCAGACUUCUGGGUUCACGGUUCGAUUCGAUGCUCUGCACGGUGUGACGGGUCCUUAUGGAAGAGCGUUGUUCGUGGAGAGAUUCGGAUUGCCCGAAUCUUCGAUUCAGAACUGUGUUCCCUCGGAGGACUUUGGUGGUGGACACCCUGAUCCUAACCUUACCUAUGCCAAGUCGUUGGUUGAUGCGGUGGAGAAGGAAAACAUCUCUUUCGGUGCUGCCUCGGAUGGUGAUGGUGAUCGAAACAUGAUCAUUGGUAAAGGUGCAUUCGUUAACCCUUCCGACUCGGUGGCUAUUAUUGCUGAUUGGGCACAAAAAGCGAUCCCUUACUUUAAGGGCGGUAUCAAGGGUCUUGCUCGUUCGAUGCCUACUUCUGGCGCUAUUGACCGGGUUGCAGCUAAGAACGGAUACGAAUGCUUCGAAGUCCCCACCGGUUGGAAGUUCUUUGGUAACCUGAUGGAUGCGGGACAACUCUCGAUCUGUGGUGAAGAAUCGUUCGGUACCGGUUCCGAUCAUAUUCGUGAAAAGGACGGUCUUUGGGCUGUCGUUGCUUGGCUUUCCAUCCUUGCUGCUGCUAACAAGGAAGAGCCUGGUACUUCGGUUUCAGAUGUUCUGCUCCGCUUCUACAAACAGUACGGCCGAAACUUUUUCUCUCGUUACGACUACGAAGAGGUCGACUCCGAGGGUGCGAACAAGCUCAUGGCUCACCUUCGCGAGCAAUUCGAAAGCUCUUCCUUCAAGGGUACUAAGUUGGGCGAAUUCGAAGUGGAGGAGUCGGGAGACUUCAGCUACACCGACCCAAUCGAUGGAAGCGUUAGCAAGAACCAGGGUUUGUACAUCAAGUUCGUCGAUGGUAGCAGAAUUAUCUUUAGAUUGUCGGGUACGGGUAGUGCGGGUGCAACGAUCAGGUUGUAUGUGGAGAAAUACUCGGACGAUGAGAAGGAGUUCGAUGCGGAUGCUCAGGUAGGGUUGAAGCCGUUAAUUGAGCAAGCAUUGAAGGUAUCCAAGUUGAACGAGUUCACUGGUCGGGAGAAGCCUACUGUUAUCACUUAA